UAAAUAUUUUGCAAAGCAUUAUAAUCGGUUUCUUUAUGAUUGCUAGGUUAUGUUAAUAAAAGCGAAAUAUUAAAAAGGAUGUACAUACAUACGUAUAUUAGGCAUCGGGGUCCACUAUUUGAUUCUCUGCUAUAUGGAUUUUCCAAAUGAUUAAUGGCUCCAGGGAUACGCCUAGUUUCAGGUUUACAUUUCAUAGUUCAUUAGAGGCCACGUCUACGAUUAUUAAAGGCUUUUAAUUUAAUGGCACUAAUGGUAGGCAAAUCGCUUAGUUAGAGGUUCGUAAAUGAAAUUCCCUGUUUAAUUGCAAUUGAAAUGCUGUCGACGAUAGUGCGUGUCACAAUUUCUGUCUGCCUGUUGUCGCUUUGCUGCGCGCAGGGUUACGGGGAAGCCAAUAUACUAACCACAAGCACGCAGUUUUCGCAUAUGUUCAGUGCAAUUCUGCAUUACCACGCGAAUUUCUUUAGGAAACAUACAAAAAGUUAUUCUCUCUCCAUGCGCUCAAGAGAUGAUGAAGCUGCUGAUUAUUUCAUCGACUUGUUGACGUCGGUCUUAACGACCGCACAUGAAGUGAAGGUGGAGAUCAAUGUAUUUAAGGAUUUGCCGCAACCGAAGAAUUUCGACCUAUACAACAUAUUAUUGAUUGACUCGUACGAAGCGUUGGCUGACAUGGACCCAGGGUUUUAUGCUCAGCGUAAUGAUUUCAGUGAAUUCUAUUUGAUGGCCAUGCCUCCACUAACUAAUCGUUCGCAUCUGAUGUCGGAAUUAACAAAGAUUUUCGAUUAUUGUUGGCGUCACUAUAUUUUAAAUGUAGACGUGCUCCUGGAAGUGAACGGCACCGGUAUAGAGCUUUAUACAUAUUUUCCAUUUUCGCGCGAACGCUGCAAGAGCACUCUACCGAUUCAAUUAAAUCGUGGUAAAUCCCUUACAGAGUUAAGUGCCUCAGCCCUGUUCCCCGACAAGGUGCGAAACUUUUAUGGUUGCUCCAUAAUGGCAGUUCUGUGGAAUGUGCCCCCUUAUGUAACGCUGCCCAAACCCGAGCAGGAUGUAUUGCAGUAUGGCGGUGUCGAAGGUGAAUUUUUAAACCUUUUGAUUGCUAAAUUAAAUUUUGAUGUGAAAUAUAUUACGCCGCCUCGUAACGAGCAACGUGGAUUAGUGAUGCCCAAUGGAACCUUGACAGGAGCCAUUAAAAUUUUGGCUGAAAAAUCGGGCGAUCUAAGUUUGGGUUGCUUUCGACAUACACUGGAACGUUCAACGGUGCUAACCUCAUCGAUGACAUUUUAUCAAACCAAUCAGGUGCUAUCCGUGUUAGCGAAGCAAGAACCUUGGUCCACAUACGAAAUCUUAACGUAUCCCUUCAAUAUUUACGUCUGGAGUUCCUUACUGAUGUUCUAUCUAUUGCCGAUAUUCCUAGCUUUCAUAUUACAUCGUUUAAGCAUACGCCUGUUAUACUUUAUCUUUGGAAUUGUGGAUAUCAGAGAGAUGAUUUUCAUGUGGACGGGUAUUCUUUUAGCUCAAAUAUCAACACCCGAACCGUCUGCGAAUUUCGCGCGCUUUAUAUUCGUCAUGUGGCUAUUACUAACCUUAGUUUUGCGAUCUUCCUAUGAAGCCCUUCUCUAUGAUUUUUUUAGUACGCAAAAACUCAUCCCGGCACCUGCGACGCUGGACCAACUGAUUCACCGUGGAUACAAGUUGGUUGUAACACCGUCCACUGCCGACUCUAUGUCCAAAAUUAAGGCUGUGGAAAAUCAAGAGAUUGAACUUCUGAUGAUGAAUGUUAGCGAUACCGAAGUGUACGCUAUUCUGGAGGAUAAUCCAGAGAAAAAUUACGCGGCAUCCACUCCUAGUGACUUUCUCAAAUACUAUAUGAUUAGUGAACAGAAAAACGGUAAAUUCAAAAUAUUAAACGAGGAUAUCUACAUACAUCACAUUUCCGUCUACUUUACGAAACACUCCUACUUGAGGCUACCGGUGAAUAUAAUACUGCGAAAUUUACGUGCAAGCGGCAUAAUCGACCACUGGUCACGAUUGUUUGUUGGGGAAAUUCAUACAAAUAAACAGGGUUUAGACUUACACAAGCCAUCCUUGACGCUAACACAGCUCUACGGGAUAUUUGAGGUCCAAUGUUAUAUGUGGGUCAUUGCGUUGCUGGUAUUCUUUGUCGAGUGUGUGAGGGGACGUGCAGGGUAAAUUAACGGAAAUUCUUCUAAAAAUUAUAAGUGUAUUUGUCCAAAAAAUAAUGAUCUAAAUAUAUGAGAAUCAGAUAGAA
Messenger RNA from Bactrocera oleae (olive fruit fly), 2266 nucleotides. RefSeq names its product glutamate receptor. The record is from RefSeq and is a predicted model, not a curated record. NCBI's taxonomy places the organism in Eukaryota, Metazoa, Arthropoda, Insecta, Diptera, Tephritidae. Gene Ontology annotation, cellular component: membrane. Gene Ontology annotation, molecular function: ligand-gated monoatomic ion channel activity.